AUGGCUUCUUCUGGGCUCUGGGCAGUUGACUAUGAGGUUUAUGGGGAUGUCCAGGGUGUCUUCUUUAGAAAGUACACCGAAGAGCAGGGGAGGAAGUUGGGGGUGGUUGGCUGGGUGAAGAACACUGCUCACGGGACUGUGACCGGACAAGUGCAGGGUCCAAAGGAGAAAGUGGAGAUCAUGAAGAACUGGCUGCGCAGCGUAGGAAGCCCCAUGUCACGUAUCGACAAAGCUGUGUUCUCCAAUGAGAGGGAGAUCUCCAGGGUGGAGUUCCCGUCCUUCAUCACUAAAUACUAGGAUCAGCUGACUGGUCAGGCUUGGACGUCUAUCCGUAGAUACAUCAAGGGAUUUUUUUCCCCACAUAGAAGAAGACAGCACUAUACCAUCUUCCCCUGCUAGGACAGGCUCUGCUACUGCUGCUGCUGCUGACAUUAUGAAACCUAUCUCUAGGCCCCCACUGGAUCCUUGUUUGUGCCCAACAAGGAGUCAUGUGUAAUGCCCUUUGCUCACUUUGUUUAAGAGACUGCUAUUGUGUGGCUGAGGGAAAGAGAUGUGCAGUUGUGGGGGGGGGGGAGCUGUCCAACAUCUUCCUCCCCAGGGAACUUUCAGCUCCAUCCUCUGCAAUAUGUGUUCACGAGCACUGGCCAAUUGUUAGCAACCUCCUUUAGACUGACAUAAUAAAUGAAAGGUUUGUAAAUAACAGUUCCUCACCCUCUUAUUGGAGAAAGGCUGCCUCUUCUCCCUUGCCUCAAGUUCCAAUUGGCAAGAUGUUAGAUUAUUGUUAAAAAAAAAUACAAACCUCUAGGGGAGGGGUUGGGCAGAGUAAGGUGUAGGAAGGCUUUCAUAUUUGGUUCUGGUAAAUCUCCCCAAUAUCCCAGAGAAUGCGGAGUGGGUUAUUUUCUAACCUUUUAUUUUAAAUAGCAUGACAUAAGUUGAUUCCGACAACGUCUACCACACUCUCCCCAAAUUUCCUUGAGCUAGGAGAGUGAGGGGUGCAAUGAUGUAAUGUUUAGGCAGGCCUUCUCCUGAUGGAAAAUAAUCAGCUCUCAAAUGUUUGUUCACUCUUUACAUGGUAUCAUAUUUAAAUAAUUAAUAUACUGUUGUUCCUUUUCUGAACUAUGACUAUAAUGCAGAACCUGUAGGAAUUUGUGAAAGAGUUACAUUUCCUCAGAUUUAUGUCAGUAAUCCCAUCUAUACCUUUGUGAUACAAAAGAGGGUUCCCUCUAGUGCACAAUUUGCUGUCUGCAUCCCUGCCUACACUAAUAAAAACACUUCUGUCACUGCA
This is a messenger RNA of Eublepharis macularius, 1285 nucleotides long. Its product is annotated as acylphosphatase-2-like. The record is from RefSeq and is a predicted model, not a curated record. The coding region runs from base 1 to 297 and encodes 98 amino acids. Lineage: Eukaryota; Metazoa; Chordata; Lepidosauria; Squamata; Eublepharidae. Gene Ontology annotation, molecular function: acylphosphatase activity. The transcript has 4 exons.